Penicillium oxalicum is the source of this 1854-nucleotide messenger RNA. RefSeq names its product MDR family MFS transporter. The record is from RefSeq and is a predicted model, not a curated record. The transcript has 3 exons. The coding region runs from base 1 to 1854 and encodes 617 amino acids. Gene Ontology annotation, biological process: transmembrane transport. Gene Ontology annotation, molecular function: transmembrane transporter activity. NCBI's taxonomy places the organism in Eukaryota, Fungi, Ascomycota, Eurotiomycetes, Eurotiales, Aspergillaceae.
AUGACGUCCGCUCAGCAAGACCGCGAUUCGGUGAGCGGCGACACGGCGGUUUCAAAAGAACAAGCGGAAAACUCCCCCACCCACACACCUUUCCCCGAAAGCCAACAGCAAACGCUUGAGCACAACCAAGAUGCACACACAUCCCAGGAAGCAGAUACUUUCGGGAAAAAUAAUGAAGACGAUAUCAUCGAGAAGCAAUCCUCUCGGCCGCCGCUGGAGCGCACUACCUCGCAAGCAGCCAAGAUGGGCAAGAAAAAGAUUAUCGUCGUCAUGACGGCGCUGUGUCUGGCGCUCUUCCUGGCUGCGCUCGAUAUGACGAUCAUUUCAACGGCUCUCCCGACAAUUGCUGCAGACUUUGGCGCCUCGGAAAGUGGUUUCUCGUGGAUUGCAUCGUCGUACUUGCUGGCAAAUGCGGCCUGUAUUCCACUUUGGGGGAAGCUCAGUGAUAUUUGGGGUCGGAAGCCGAUGAUCCUCUUUGCCAAUAUCUGGUUCCUGGUCGGUAGUUUGAUAUGCGCCUUGGCAAAGAACUUGGCGAUGAUUCUGGCAGGUCGGGCCAUUCAAGGUGUUGGAGGCGGAGGUAUCAUUAUUAUGGCAAACAUCAGUGUGACUGAUCUGUUCAGUAUGAGAGAUCGUCCGAUGUAUUAUGGUAUAUUUGGAGCAACAUGGGCCAUUGCAGGGGCUCUGGGUCCGAUUAUUGGUGGCGCUUUCACCACGAGUGUGACCUGGAGAUGGUGUUUCUACCUAAACUUGCCCAUCGGUGGCUUCUCGCUGCUGAUUCUCUUUUUCUUCCUCUCGAUCGAAUCUCCCAAGACUCCUCUCUUGGCCGGAUUGCGGAGCAUCGACUGGGCAGGGACAUUCUUGAUUAUCGGGGGUACCCUCAUGUUCCUGUUCGGACUUGAAUUCGGCGGCGUCAACUAUCCCUGGAAGUCAGCGACCGUUAUUUGCCUCAUCGUCUUCGGAGUCGUUGUUUGGGCUCUUGCUAUGUUUGCCGAAUGGAAGCUGGCAAAGUACCCUAUCAUUCCACCGCGAUUGUUCAACGAGUGGUACAACGUCCUGAUUCUUAUGGUUUGCUUCUGCCACGGCUUUGUCUUCAUCGCAGGUGCCUACUACCUUCCUUUCUACUUUCAAACCGUUCUCCUGGCAUCGCCGAUUCUCAGCGGUGUCUAUACUCUGCCCAUGGUUCUUUCCCUGUCUUUCGUGUCGGCUGCGACCGGUAUCGUCAUGAAGAAGACGGGCCGCUAUCGGGAACUCAUUAUCGGUGGACUCUUCUUCAUGACUUUAGGCUUUGGUCUCUUUAUUGACCUCAAGCCCUACGCCUCGUGGCCACGAAUUAUCAUUUUCCAACUCAUCGCCGGUGUCGGUGUUGGCCCCAAUUUCCAGGCCCCCCUUGUGGCUUUCCAGGCCAACAUUCGACCGGCAGAUAUGGCCACCGCGACUGCAACCUUUGGCUUUGUCCGCCAACUGUCGACAUCCAUGUCUGUCGUGCUUGGCACGGUUAUCUACCAGAACGUUAUUAGCGGACAAUCUGACAAGAUUGUCGCGGCUAUCGGUCCCGAACGCGCGGCCGCAAUUUCCGCCUCAUUCGCCGGAGCCUCCAAAGAACUCAUUCAAAGCCUGAACGAGUCGCAGCGCAAAGUCGUUCUUGACUCUUUCACUUUUGCACUGAGCCGCAUGUGGAUCUUCUACACGGCCGUUGCGGGCCUCGGAUUCGUCCUUUCGUUAUUCAUCGUUCCACGUGAACUGUCCAAGACGCAUACCAUUCGCAAGACUGGUCUUGAGGAGCAAGAACGAGCGCGUCAGGAGCUAAUUGAUUCCAAGCGCAAAUCCGACGGAAAGCCUGAAACCGAGGCUUAA